AUGAUCAACCCAUUCAUGGAUACCUCACACGCCCCCCAUUUACCCCCCGGGGCUCUCAAGCUGAGUCCCCCUCAGUCCAUGUCCGAGGGUGGGGGAUGUCUUGGACAAUCUAGCCAUCAAUUUGGAGCACAGUCUAACGGGUAUGGACUACCACACUCGCACGUCGGUGGUUACACUGCAAGGGAUUUUUUGUUACGAAGACCUGACAUUGGCUUGUCCGAGUCCGGGACAACGGGACAUCCGGGUAUGUUUGUUCCGUCCUCUGGAAGUUUCCACUCCGCUCAUCAUCCAGAUCCCAGUUCUAACCACGUUCUGUUUCCAGGCCUCCAUGAUGCUGCAACACAUCACAAUCCCGGUCACCAUGUCAACAGCGGCAUGCGUUUUGGUGCUACAGAUAUGUACUCACGUACGGAACAAUUUAAUCACAUGACCGGACCACGCGCAGACCAUUUUGGGACCACACAACCCUUUAACGUUAAUCCCAUGGGUGCUAUGAACCACAUGAGUCCCCACGGACCCGGGGCGUUCUUCAGGUACAUGCGACCCCCGAUAAAACAGGAACACACGUGUCUUUGGAUAGAUCCGGAGGGGCCGGACCCGAAAAAACCCUGCAACAAGGUGUUUGGUACCAUGCACGAGAUUGUGUCCCAUGUGACAGUAGAGCACGUGGGUGCCGAACAGUCUAGUCACAUGUGUACAUGGCAAAAUUGUGCACGUGAGGGAAAACCCUUCAAGGCCAAAUACAAACUUGUAAACCAUAUCCGAGUCCAUACAGGAGAGAAACCAUUUCCCUGUCCAUUCCCGGGAUGUGGUAAAGUGUUUGCCCGCAGUGAAAACCUCAAGAUUCACAAGAGAACACACACAGGAGAGAAACCGUUUGUAUGUGAAUAUGAUGGAUGUGACCGGAGAUUCGCGAACAGUUCCGACCGGAAGAAGCACAGUCACGUGCACACUAGUGACAAGCCGUACAACUGCCGGGUUAAAGGAUGUGAAAAAAGUUAUACACAUCCUAGUUCACUAAGAAAGCAUAUGAAAAUUCACGAAAAUUGUUCAGAUUUCGAGGGAAAAUUUUCUGAUGACGAAAAAUGUGAAAUUCAAGGUAGUUCUCCACUAUCAAAGACCAGUGUGACGUCACAUAAUUCAACAUCACCAGGAAAUCGGAGUCAAUUCACACCACCAUCGUCAUUUUCUACAUCCGGUUCAACACCUAGCAUCACUUCCGGUUUAUCUCAUUCCCAUCCACCGAACUUUAGUGAAUGGUAUGUUUGCCAAGGCUCCACAGGUCUUGGUAGUCUUUCUUCCUCACAUCUUUCCGAACAGCCGGCCUUCAAUACACUCGGACACCUUCAGAGUUUACAACCUCCUACCAUUGUCCAGUACUCUUGA
Messenger RNA from Ylistrum balloti, 1386 nucleotides. RefSeq names its product zinc finger protein ZIC 4-like. Gene Ontology annotation, cellular component: nucleus. Gene Ontology annotation, molecular function: RNA polymerase II cis-regulatory region sequence-specific DNA binding; DNA-binding transcription factor activity, RNA polymerase II-specific. Lineage: Eukaryota; Metazoa; Mollusca; Bivalvia; Pectinida; Pectinidae. Gene Ontology annotation, biological process: central nervous system development; regulation of transcription by RNA polymerase II. The record is from RefSeq and is a predicted model, not a curated record. Bases 1 to 1386 code for a protein of 461 amino acids. The transcript is spliced from 2 exons.